GGGGUGAUUUUGAUCUUGAGAUAACAUGAUAUAAUUUUAAUGACACUCAGCUUGGAAUUGUUUGAGGAUUCUGUUCAAAAUUUUUAGACAUAAGCUGGAUUUAAUGAAAAAUGGAUAUGAACUACUACUUCAUCAUAACACUUUUAUCACAUUAUUGAGCUGGAAAAAAUAUGUAAUAUUGCUUCAUGAGGAUGCCGUUUAUAAGGAGAAUUUGAUGGACAGCAAUACUGAAACUGUGAAAAAGAAGUCCAAAGGACAUCGCUGCUAUUUUUGUGGUGUAAAGUUUCCUGAAAUCAAUGUAUUAAAAAAGCACAUUACUACUCAUAAAGAUCGUCCAUAUAGCUGUCAAAUUUGUGACAAAAAAUUUGCUGAUAAAGGGGUUUUACAGAAACAUAGAUUUGUGCAUACUAAAGAGCCACGUUGUUUAUGUGAAAUAUGUGGUAAAUCUUUUUAUCAUCAAUGGGAUUUAAAAAAACACAGAGAGAAACAUGUUGAGAAACCAAAGAAAGUGGAAGGUUCUAAAGCUUGUUUACUUUGCAGUAAAAAGAAUUCUGCCAAUCCUCUUUGCUCAGUAUGUUCUCUUAAAGGUAAACAGAUUGCUGAAGAUGGAAAAUUAAUGUGUACUAUUUGUACUUUUACUUUCGACUCGGUACAAUCACUGAAUGAACAUAUGACCAUGCAUAAAAAUUCAGAAACUAAAAAGAAAACUGAUUCUGAAAAGAAAUUACACUUUAAAUGUUCAGUUUGUGGAAAAUUAUUUAAAUUUUUAUCUUGCUUGAAAGAGCAUCUUUAUUGUCAUUCCAAAGAUCGUCCUUUUUCUUGUGAUAUAUGCAGUACUAAAUUCCAAUCUCCUCUUACUUUAAAAAAACAUAUGUAUAUUCAUAUUAAUCACCGACCAUACAAAUGUGAAAUAUGUGACUAUUCUUAUAAAACUGCUUUUGAAUUAAAACAACAUUCUUUAAUUCAUAAAGAAAGUCGACUUUUUACUUGUGAUAUAUGUGGAAAAGGAUUUAAGCUUGCAUGUUCCUUAAAAAAACACAUGAUUUCACAUCAAAUAGUACGUCCUUAUAAGUGUAGUAUAUGUAACAGCACUUUUAAAUCAUCUUACAGUCUGAAACAACAUAUAGUUACUCAUGGAAAUGAAAGACCUUAUAAAUGUGAUAUAUGUUUAAAAGGUUUCAAAUUCUCCUACCAUUACAAUCGACAUAAACGCAUACAUACAGGAGAAUGUCCAUAUGAGUGUGUUAUAUGUAAGAAAAGUUAUAAACAAUUAAACUCUCUACGUCUUCAUUUACAAAUACAUGCAGAGGAAGAAAAGUCUGUAAGAGAAAUAGUAUGCUAAGACUGUGAUGAGAUAUUUAAAGAUUCUUUCACUUUUAAGAAACAUGCUUCAGAAGCACAUUCUCAUGUUGCUUCUGGUACAACCACAUAGAUACUGAUAUCAGUUGACAAAAAGAGGAUUUAAAAAUUUUCGAUAAAGAAAUUUGAACAAUUCUAUUAUCAUAGAUUAUUUUAUUCUAAUAUAUUUGUAAAAAUUUAAAUGAAAUGCAGGAAGUUUAUUUAAAUAAAUAUAUUUUUGAAUUGAUACAUUCAUUGAGCAAAAUCAAUUAUUUUUGCAGACUAUAGACAGAUAUUUGGAUGAUGGCACAAUCAACUGAAGUAAUAUUAAAAGGAAUGGCAUUCAAUAAUUUUUAAUCAUAAUUCUUCUUAAGAAUUGUGAUUAAGACAGAAAAUUUAAAAUUAAGUGAUUAAUCAUUUAUAUUUAUUAUGUACAUAUUGUUAUUCUGUAAUAAGAUGUUGCAUUAUUGUAUUAUAUAAUUUUUAUUAUUACAUGUAUAUAUAAUGGGGGAUUAUAAAUAAAUAAAAUAUAAAUUCAGGGGGAUUAAAAGAGUUUUAAUAAGCUUUGAGAGUAUCAAUGCACAAAUAAUAAUAAUAAUUACUUAAUGUAGUUGAGAAGGUUUUC
Argiope bruennichi is the source of this 1963-nucleotide messenger RNA. Its product is annotated as zinc finger protein 728-like. Gene Ontology annotation, molecular function: RNA polymerase II cis-regulatory region sequence-specific DNA binding; DNA-binding transcription factor activity. NCBI's taxonomy places the organism in Eukaryota, Metazoa, Arthropoda, Arachnida, Araneae, Araneidae. Gene Ontology annotation, biological process: regulation of transcription by RNA polymerase II. Gene Ontology annotation, cellular component: nucleus. Bases 104 to 1342 code for a protein of 412 amino acids. The transcript is spliced from 2 exons. The record is from RefSeq and is a predicted model, not a curated record.